Messenger RNA from Colletotrichum aenigma, 1137 nucleotides. RefSeq lists its product as uncharacterized. The coding region runs from base 1 to 1137 and encodes 378 amino acids. The record is from RefSeq and is a predicted model, not a curated record. NCBI's taxonomy places the organism in Eukaryota, Fungi, Ascomycota, Sordariomycetes, Glomerellales, Glomerellaceae. The transcript is spliced from 4 exons.
AUGAGCGAAGUCACCGCUACCCCUAACAACGAUGAUGCUGCAAAGACGGACACCAAAAAGAGGAGCCGAAUUCUUCGCUCCGAUCAGGUAUAUGACUUCCAAACUAGUCAAGUCCGUUUGAUCAAAUCGGUCAAAUCCGACAGCAAAAAACAGAAUGGGCGGAAAGCCCUUCUGAGAGUGCGGAGACUCAUGGAUGAGACAGGCUUUCACACUAAGACUGAGGUCGAUAUCAAAUCCGGCCGGCUAGCUCAGGUCAUGCGGCAAAUUAAUUCGGACGUCGAUGAUAUCUCGCUGAAAUCAAAUCCACCGGUCGUUCCUCUAGAACUGUUUUAUCACAACCGAGCGGCCCUGCAAGAGCAGUUGGACAAAGCAAGAAUAUCGGAGCCAAAAGACGUUGAACUCAUCACAGACUUAGUAGACACUCUGAAAUUCGCCGAGGAGGAUCACGCCACGAAUAUUGCUAAUCUUGAGCCGCUUCUCGCCGCCGGGGAGAUUACGUGGGAACUCCUAUGGGCUAUCUUCGCCCCAAACAUCUUGAUCUACCGAUAUCACCGACUCGUAGAGCAAGAUCAAAUUCUUCAGCUCCGAAGCAUCAAGCAGCUCAAGAGACGAGACAAAACGAGACUUUGGUGUUUGGACUGUCGCAUCGUAGCAGAUGAUGGCGUCAAGUUCGGCCUGGCAUCAGAACCAUUCGCAAUGCUCAUCGAUGAAUUCACUGGGGCCCGAAAGAUUGCGGACUUGCGCAUCUUUCCUCUCGAGUACCACAAGAACAAAGAGGAGAUAUGUGCCAAAGCAUUGGUCCGCGGACGUCGUUUCGCAGGCCUUCAUGAACCUCGGGUGAUGGAGACAAGUGGGCCGGCCAUGUUCGAGAACCGUACCACUCGAUGGGAGCCUUAUCCGAUCAAGUUUGCUUCCCAUGGAAGGAUGAUCAUCGACCCCGCCGGCUUUCGAUCUGUGAACCCGAACAUAAGCUUCAUGCCCGAAGUACACGCGGGACUUUCACGGGAAAACUUGACUGAAGAGGAGCUUAUUAUCUGUACACCUGUAGCACUUGGCUUUUGCUUUGGUAACUCGAAAUGGGGUGUGCCACCUUCGAAUCCCAUCACAAAAUCCUGCGCGAACAUGAACAUCAGCUAA